Paramormyrops kingsleyae is the source of this 1405-nucleotide messenger RNA. Lineage: Eukaryota; Metazoa; Chordata; Actinopteri; Osteoglossiformes; Mormyridae. The record is from RefSeq and is a predicted model, not a curated record.
AUUGCUGUAUGUUUCUCUCCUGUUUUUUGUAGGGAAAUGCCUCCCCACCAUCAGCCAGACCGUACUCAUACGCCCCUCCCGCUUCACCCCCCCUCCCCGAAUCUACGACUUUCCGGCCGCGCAGUAUGCCCUCCAACCCCUCCCACAUGAUGUCCGGGGACAGCACAGACCGAGUGAUGGUGAUGAACGAUGAACUACUACAGCGGCUGACGCAUGGGAAGGCCAGCUUUUCCCGCCCCCUGGUCAUUCCCCGCUCCUCAGAUACCUCCGCCCCCCUGCACUACAACUCCCCGUCCUCCGAGGUGGAGGAGUGGCUGCGAGGAAAGGGCUUCAGCGAGCCUACUGUGAGCUGCUUGGGCGUGUUGACUGGUGCUCAGCUAUUCUCCCUCAACAAAGACGAGUUGCGUGCUGUUCUGCCAGAUGAGGGCACUAGAGUCUACAGUCAGAUCAUGGUGCAAAAGGCUUUGCUGGAGGAUGCCCACAAGGUCUCGGAACUGGAGGCAGUAAUGGAGAAGCAGAAGAUGAAGGUGGACCACAAUCUCGAAAGCACCACAUUCUGAGGGACGCCAAGACAUCAGCAGUGCACAGGCUCGGGUUAACUGGGUCCCACACAGAAUUCCUUCUGAGAAAGUUUCAAAGGCUUCAGUUCUGGACCCAGCUUGUCUGUAGGCACGCAAACACAUCACCUUAAUGCCACAAUGAUCAAAAGACUGAUAAAUCAAUGCAUUCUCAAAUCCACCAUGUCCGCUCAGCCUCCUACUGCUGUGUCCUGCUUUAGCUCCAUAGGGUCAGAGGUGCUGAAGAUACACAACAAAUGUAUUUUGUAUCAAAAUGCAAGACAUGCAUGCUGAGGAAAUAUUUAAAGUAUAUGAAUCAUCUGAAAAACUGAAAAUGACUAAAUGUGUGGAUUUUUUUUUUUUUUUUUUAGAAAGAUUAUCUGGAGGUUGCUUGCCAGUGUAAGAUUUAACUGUAUGACCGUUAACUGUGUAUAAGAUUGGAUAUAAAUGGCAGUAUUGUCACAACUGAAGAUGGAUAUCACUGUCUUGUAUAACUUUUAGGUUCUAGCUUUGCAUAACCCCUUACCCUCAAUGAAUAAAAGUGUUGUAAGGACAAUUUCAAGAACUCGCCAAUCUAGAAUAUAGGAAACUGCAAGCUGAAUUUGUCAUCAUAGAUUCUAUAUCCUGACUAGGUAAUUAAUGCUUGUAACAGGAGCACAACAUUUGAUGUUACCUUGAUAUGAUAUGAACACACUGUCAAUCACUAAGCAUGAUAGUUGGGGACCAUGUAAAUGACAGAGUUGGGAUUAAACUAUAAACUGCUGCAACCAAAUGCUUUGGAAUUAUAUAAAUAUGUUCUACUCCUAGGUGAAAUAAUUUAUAAUAAAAGGAGAAAAACGCUACUAAAA